UGGAUGCUCGAAUAAACAUGAUAAAUUGAUAAAACAUGUGCUCCUGUUCUAAUAAAGAUGUGAUGGGGCGAAGGUAAACUCAUUAUCUUUUGUCAAAAAAGAAUUUUCUAAACCGUGUAAAAAGUGCAUAGUUUUUGUCUAUGUAUUUUUGGUAUAUGUUGUUCCCAUUUUCCAUUCCGUUUAUACUGCGAAGCUGAUCGUGAUCAUACACUGACACUGAUAGCAAAAUUGAUACAUAAGGAGGUAUGAAAAAAUCGUAUAUAUUUAUAUUUAUCCUAAUUAUGACGGUGCCUAAUAGAAUCGACUAUUAUUUACUGGUAAAUCCGUACGUUUAGUGGAAGAACUUCAAAAGAACUUAAUGGGACACAAUUCCCAGAAGUAUUACUUCCGUUAAAAGCGGAGUUUUAUUGGUUGCACACCACAAGAAAAUUUCAAAAUAAAGUAAGAUGCCCCGUUUCAACUAUAAAGAAAAAUACACGAUUACUCCGUGCAUACUCCUCAUCGUGUUAUUGAUGUGCUCCAUCUGUUUAGUAGCCAUAGGUGGUACAAUUCUCAGCGAUGAAAGCAAAGGCAUUCCGAGAUUCACAAUGGUUUCAAUAGGUGCAUUCGCUUUAACCAUUGGUGUUUUAAUAGUGAUCAUGAUUCUUUUCGCUGUUUGUAUAAAACUACCAAUUUACAUUUUUUUUCUUGCUGUGAUUUUCAUUCUACAUGUCGUCUUGGGUAGCCUAGCUUUGGCGGCUACUUCUAAAUACGAUGGUGACAUAUACACUGUUGUCAAAAAAGUGUUUGAUGAUUAUGUGAACAACCCGCAGGUCGAUGACAAGAAAACUGUUGUGGAUAUUGUUCAACAAGAUUUUAAAUGUUGCGGAGUUGAAGGUCCCCAGUACUGGAAUUCUUCUGGUUUUAAGCAGUAUCCGACUAGUUGCUACAAACAUAAUUCUUUUGACAACGCUUUAUACGAAGAGGGGUGCGUUUCUAGCUUUGAAAAGAGCAUUAUACCAAAAUUCCGGGCAGUUGGUGGAAUAGCAAUUGCGAUGACGCUAGUAGAGGGUUUUGGUAUCGUUUACUGUUACAUCCUCGUCAACAGCGACCCCGAAGAAUGGCAAAGAUUACUUGCUUAAUGUUUAAUUGAAACAAAUUUUAUAUAUGUGUAUAACUACCUGCGACAUUUACUUUAUUACAUACAACUUACAUUAAAUAUUCUGUUUUUUUUUUGCUAC
Zophobas morio is the source of this 1220-nucleotide messenger RNA. Its product is annotated as 23 kDa integral membrane protein-like. The transcript is spliced from 6 exons. The record is from RefSeq and is a predicted model, not a curated record. Gene Ontology annotation, cellular component: plasma membrane. The coding region runs from base 447 to 1121 and encodes 224 amino acids. Lineage: Eukaryota; Metazoa; Arthropoda; Insecta; Coleoptera; Tenebrionidae.